Messenger RNA from Saccoglossus kowalevskii, 1046 nucleotides. RefSeq lists its product as uncharacterized. NCBI's taxonomy places the organism in Eukaryota, Metazoa, Hemichordata, Enteropneusta, Harrimaniidae. The record is from RefSeq and is a predicted model, not a curated record.
ACACUGAAUCAACAAUAAAUAACACCAGUAUGAGUAUUAGCGAUUGUUACAGUACUGGUGUAUUCCCAUUUGGUGAUAAUCCGGCAGUACAUCAGUUAACACCGACCAAACCUAUCAUUGAUAUCAUAGAUGACCCAAGGAAUAUAUGCCAUGGUGGUUACUUUGUGCAAGGAAUAACCAUUCAGUGGUUACCUCCUGCAGAUGCAAGCAUCUUUGCAUUGAGGGGAUUUCAAGUUCGAGUUACUGCCAUGAAUUACGGAAAUGUUGGGAAUUACCCUGUGAUGUGCAAGAAUAUCAUUUUCAGUGAAGAUACAGUACUUCAUCAACCACUAAACAUGCAUGAUACCUACAAGUUGGAUUGCCUACAUGAUAUCACAUUAAACCAACAAUUUCAUAUUGAAGUUCAAAGUCUUCCUAAAUCAAUGCCGGAUGCACAAGAUGAUAAUACUGAUGACUAUAUUUAUCAUUCUCCAAGCUGUAAUGAAAUGCCUCAACUGUGUGCGCAUGGAGAGUUACGAGAUUAUAUUCCUCCACAUCCACCAAUCGUAACAUUAUUUGGAUAUGAUAAUGUCAAAGUCGCAUUUACAACAUUUCCAUCGCAAUAUAAAGUACUCAGAUAUCGUGUAACGCUACAUCCUGUCUCUGGAACUACUGAGUCCAAAAAUAUACAAAUUGUGUCUGUUUGUAAAGAUGAUAAAUUCUACCAGACACAAUUCCACGACGUGAAAGCAGGAACUUACGAAGCGUGGGUAAAAGCAGAUAAUUGUACAGACUGUCUUGAAAUAUCUAGUUUUAAAUUCAAUGUCUCAGAAUGGCGGACACAAGUCUCUCUGAUAAUUGGCAGCAAUGAUGUUAAAGUGGAUUUCACUGAAGCAGUACUUGAUCAUAAUCAUAAUGCUGGUAACUAUACAGUGAAGUUAGAAGGCAGUUCUAGCCUGACAACAGUAGUCAAGGAGUCGCCUGCAGUCUUCACUAACUUAGCAUCAGGAACCUACAAAGGAUCUGUAAGUAAUAUCCUUUCUAACAGAAAUCAUUGCAAUCAAUAG